AAGAUUUUCACAUUCCGUUUAAAGUUGUUGUCCAACUGCAUUGCUGGGAGGCAGGGACAGAGACACACCCAUAGGGAAAAGACUCAGGAGAGUGCGGCGAUGGUGAAUCUGGAGUUACUAAGUCACUCCGUUAUUUAAGGUUGACGUGAUGACGAGGUCGUGGCUGCCGUCCCUGCUGUAGGCUAGUCGUUUUUACAUCGGGUUACAUGCUGGCUGUGGCGGACCGGUUGACAGUCGUGUUGGUAAGGCUAUGUGCAUCUACUGAAGACGAGGCAACAGGUUUCAACCAUGGCCGUUAAAGAGAUGUUCUCUCAGUGGGCUCUACUGUUGCUGUGUACUCUCCCUGUGAUGACCAUCCACUCAGAGGGAUGUCAGUGUCCAGGAGCCACCAUUUUGGCCCAGUUUCCCUCUGUCCUACCCGCUGAGGCCUGCUGUCUGAACUACUCCGGCUCCACGUUCGGCCAUGUUCGCUGGGCCAUGCUCACCAACAGGACCAGACUACAGCUCCUGGACCUGUCUCACUGUACCAUCACUCAGAUAGACCUGGAGGACACAGAGACCACACUCUCUCCUCUCCAGGAGGUCUAUCUGGGUCACAACAGACUGACCUCCAUCCCAGGGAACUUCCUGUCAGAUCUGCCCAGCCUGAAGGUGCUGGAGCUGGGCAUGAACCAGCUGAGGGAGCUGCCUGAGGAUUUCCUCAAGGGAUCUGACGGCCUUCGGGAGCUAGAUCUCAGGGGCAACCUCCUCCGUUCUCUCCCCACCUCUGUGCUGUCUCUGCGGGGUCUGGAGAGGCUGGAACUGGUGGACAACCCCUGGGACUGCUCUUGCUCCCUGGUGGAGGAGCUGGACAACAACAAAACCAGCCUGCAGGGCAUCGUGGGUAACAUCACCUGCGCAUCUCCUCGGAGCCUGGCUGGGCGGCUCGUGUGGUCGGUGGCACCUGGUGACGUCUGCCGCCCACCAGGGCUCACGGCACUUUUCAUCCUCCUGCCCCUCUUCAUCCUCCUCGGCCUCGUCCUCUGCUGGUGCUGUGGGAGGAAGAGGAAGACGAAGGAGAAGCCGGCCUUCGGCUCCUCCAAGAAGAAGGCCUCCCACUCCCAUUCACCCAACGGUCACCACCACCGAUCCAAGCCCCCAGCAGGCGGAGGAGGGGGUAACUACCCCAUGGCGGGGGACAGCAGCAGGAAGGAGAUGUUGAAGAACCAGCUCCUCCUGCGACCCUCCUCCACCCUUCUUGGCUCCACCAGGGACAUCUAUGAGGAGGUGGAGAUUAAAGUAGAAUCUGUGGAGUCCCUCUCUCACUCCCUCCCCAACUCCCCUCCCUCUCCUGGGUCCUCCUCCCAGACAGAGGGCCCUGAGCUGGACCUAGGCGGACAAGUAGAGCUGGAUGCAGUGAGUGUGACGGAGGUGAUGAAGGACUCAGCAGACAGGGAGAAGGCUUAUAUGACCCAGACCACUGAAUACUACAGUCUGGUGCCAGGGAUGGACCUGGAUGACUCAGAUCAUGCCCCGGACUAUGCCUCGGAUCAGGCCUCGAACCACGCAUCAGACCACGCAGAGUACGAGAGUGUUGACCUGUCGUGAGAAUGGACAUAGGUUCGCUAGAAGGAGUGUGUCUCUCAUGACUGGCUGACUGGCUUGAGUGUGUGAGUGUGUGAGUGUGUGAGUGUGUGUCAGAGAAAAAGAGAGACAGAGUGUUGAAUGUUCCACAGAGAUGUGGUCGGAACUGAAUUAUCAAUCACAAUCAUAUGACAGGAAGUGGGGUCACCUUGAGAUCUCCAGGAUGGGAUUGACUUGAGUUCCAGUGUGACCAAAUCAUCCACCACACCACAACACCACCAGAUCACCACACCACCACACCACCACCACCACACCACCACACCACCAUAACACCACAACACCACCACACCACCACCACACCACCACACCACCACCACACCACCAUAACACCACACCACCACCACACCACCAUAACACCACAACACCACCACACCACCAUAACACCACCACACCACCACACCACCACACCACCACACCACCACCACACCACCACAUCACCACACCACCAUAACACCGCCACACACCACAACACCACCAGAUCACCACACCACCACACCACCACAACACCACAACACCACAACAACACCACCACACCACCACACCACCACACCACCACCACACACCACAACACCACCACCACACACCACAACACCACCAGAUCACCACACCACCACACCACAACACCACCACCACACCACCACACACCACAACACCACCAGAUCACCACACCACCACACCACAACACCACCACCACACCACCACACCACCAUAACACCAUAACACCACAACACCACCACCACACCACCACCACCACACCACAACACCACACCACCACCACCACACCACCACACCACCACACCACCACCAUCACAUCACACCACCACACCACCACCACCACACCACCACCAUCACACCACACCACACCACCACACACCACCACACCACAACACCACAACACACUACCACCACCACCACCAUAACACCACACCACCAUAACACCAUAACACCACACCACCAUAACACCACAACACCACCACACCACCACACCACCACCACACCACCACCACACACCACAACACCACCACCACACACCACAACACCACCAGAUCACCACACCACCACACCACAACACCACCACACCAUAACACCACAACACCACCACACCACCAUAACACCAUAACACCACACCACCACCACACCACCACACCACAACACCACCAGAUCACCACCACACCACCACCACACCACCACCACCAUACCACCACACCACCACACCACCACCACACCACCACCACCAUCACAUCACACCACCAUCACACACCACCACCACACCACCACACCACCACCAUCACACCACACCACACCACCACACACCACAACACCACAACACACUACCACACUACCACACUACCACACCACCACACCACCACCAUCACACACCACCACACCACCACCACCCCACCACCACCACCACCACCACCACCACCACCCCACCAC
Oncorhynchus nerka (sockeye salmon) is the source of this 3060-nucleotide messenger RNA. Its product is annotated as trophoblast glycoprotein. Gene Ontology annotation, cellular component: postsynaptic density membrane; cell surface. The record is from RefSeq and is a predicted model, not a curated record. The transcript has 2 exons. NCBI's taxonomy places the organism in Eukaryota, Metazoa, Chordata, Actinopteri, Salmoniformes, Salmonidae. The coding region runs from base 289 to 1587 and encodes 432 amino acids. Gene Ontology annotation, molecular function: protein binding.